AAAUUCUGAUUAGUGGAAAUAAAUUAACUCCGAUUAGAUAAUAAUUUAUAACGAAAUUAUUUUCGGCUUUCAAAAAUCCUUAUCGUGUUCUUCGUUCUCUCUUGCCGUCUCCGAGAAAAUGGCGUCCGGUUCGAUUGGGAGGGCUGUUGGAACGAAGCCGGCGAGGUUAUCCGCGGCGGCGCGUCUGAUUCAGUCGCGGUGGAUGGCGUCGGAAACGGAGGCGCAAAAGGUUGAACCGAAGGCCGCGACCGGCGGAGGAGGAUCUAAGAUGAAGACUUUCCAGAUCUACCGAUGGAACCCGGAUAAUCCCUCGAAGCCUCAGCUUGAGGAUUAUCAGAUCGAUCUCAAGGAGUGUGGCCCGAUGGUUCUCGAUGCGCUGAUUAAGAUUAAGAACGAGAUCGAUCCAUCGAUCACUUUCCGUCGCUCGUGCCGGGAAGGGAUCUGCGGUUCGUGCGCGAUGAACAUCGACGGAUGCAACGGUCUCGCGUGCCUCACGAAGAUUGAAUCUGGAUCGUCGCCGACGACCAUCACGCCGUUGCCGCAUAUGUUCGUGAUUAAGGAUCUGGUUGUGGAUAUGACGAACUUCUACAACCAGUACAAGAGUAUCGAACCGUGGUUGAAGAGGAAGAGCCCGCCGGAGGUUCCUGGGAAGGAGAUUUUGCAGAGCAAGAAGGACAGGGCUAAGCUUGACGGGAUGUAUGAGUGUAUUCUGUGCGCUUGCUGCAGCACAUCCUGCCCUAGCUACUGGUGGAAUCCUGAGUCCUACCUCGGCCCCGCCGCUUUACUUCACGCCAAUAGAAAAAUUAUCAAAGUAAGGGGGAAAGGAGAGAAAAACCGAUUUACCGACCUGUUCUUCAAAGUUAUUCCGCUGCAAAAUGGAUUCAGAAAAAUUAUCAAAGUAAGGGGGAAAGGAGAGAAAAACCGAUUUACCGACCUGUUCUUCAAAGUUAUUCCGCUGCAAAAUGGAUUCAGGUGGAUAAGCGACAGCCGUGAUGAGUACACUAAGGAAAGACUGGAUGCUAUCAACGACGAGUUCAAGCUGUACCGUUGCCAUACUAUAUUGAACUGUGCCCGUGCCUGUCCAAAGGGAUUGAACCCAGGCAAGCAGAUCGCACACAUCAAGCAACUUCAACUGUCUUGAAUUCAUGUUGGGAACUCACCACCAUUCGCAAUGCUUCAAGCUAAUAAUCUGUAAGGAGUUGCAAUCUCAUCCAUUCUUGUAUUGCUGCUGUUGCGGUCAUUAGCGCCCAAACGUUUGCAUUUUCCUCCGCAUAGAGAUGUGUUCUGUUGGUGUACUUUGCUGAAAAUUUCUUGCAGCUAAGCAAUAAAACCUGGUAAUAUCCCCCCCUACAUAGUACUUACUCUUCUAUGCUUUGCUGAGUAUUGUCUUUAUAAAAACAUUUGCAUGCUUGCAACCGACCAAGGCCAAGGUCAAGGCAAAAGGGGAAUUGAAGCUAAGAUCAUGGGGAUGAUGGUUGGUAAUAACGAUGAUGGGAUGAGAAUUUGUGACGUGGGUAUCGAGAUUUGGUCAUGUGGGUAUUGAAACUGGAGAAGAAGGAUGGCGUUUGGGUGAAGAUAUGAAGAUUAUUGAUAUGUAAUCCGUGAAACAUUAAAGAAAAGUGGCUCCUACUUCUUCACUGAACAUGAAAUUACAAAGCCCCCGGAAGGUUGAGAGAGAGAGAGGAAGCCUAAAACUUUCAGACAAUUUUUAUUUAACUGAUACUCGACAAGGUUACA
Messenger RNA from Tarenaya hassleriana, 1737 nucleotides. Its product is annotated as succinate dehydrogenase [ubiquinone] iron-sulfur subunit 2, mitochondrial. Lineage: Eukaryota; Viridiplantae; Streptophyta; Magnoliopsida; Brassicales; Cleomaceae. The record is from RefSeq and is a predicted model, not a curated record. The coding region runs from base 119 to 1141 and encodes 340 amino acids. Gene Ontology annotation, biological process: tricarboxylic acid cycle; aerobic respiration; respiratory electron transport chain. Gene Ontology annotation, cellular component: mitochondrion. Gene Ontology annotation, molecular function: 2 iron, 2 sulfur cluster binding; electron transfer activity. The transcript is spliced from 4 exons.